GUUAAUUGAAACUAGAAAGGCAACAUUUUCUAUGAAUAUCCAUGAUGUCUCCCUUCUCAGUAAUUUGCCUUUAGCGAAAUCGCAAAUCUCUAUUACCAGAUAGGGAAUAGCUAAUAUUUUGCUGAUAUUUGCUGGAACAGUCAAUAUGCUGAUGUUAUCCUAGAUGAAAUUUUAAACACUAUUUCCCACUCAAACAACAAAUUGCAAAGACAGCUUGGACUAAAGAGUUGCUAGUCUGUAUAUCACCAGUCUCCUGAUAGUUUUGUAACAGUUUUGUGCUCCCUUGAUGCUUUUCUUAUUUCGUUGUUGACAUUUCUAUUGCAUUAAAUCCUUCCCAGGUAACCUGUCUGGCUGUACAAACGGCAGGGUGUGCGUGGCUGUUGUAACAGCCGCCUUCAUAGCGUUCCUGAUCAUCGGCUGGACCGUGACUUGGCUAUAUUUCAGUGGGAAGAACCAGGACACUCACACGCCAAUGACAUCAGCUAUGCUUACUACCUACACUCCAAGCGGCCCCCCUGAGUGCUGCAGCUUUGAGAGGAAGGGAGGGGCUAAUCUCACGGUCAUGUCCACGGGGACACCAACUGCCAUCAAUGUCACACUGUCAUCGGCUUCUAUCAAGUCAGAAAGUGCAGCACUGCCCAAAACCUACGAAGGCCCACAUGGCAUCGCACUGCCCAAAACUUCCGACAGCCCACCGGACGCCACACAACCCAAAGCCUCCAGCAUCUCACAAGAGAAGAUUGUCUUUGGCGGACCAGGAGUGUCCCCAGGGAGGUUUUCGAUGAACCGCGCAGUGGCCGUGUCUGCCGACGGUGAAAUAUUCGUGACCGACAAGGUCAACAAACGAGUCCAAGUCUUCGACAUCAAUGGCGUCUUUCUCCGCCUCUUCCCCACUGUCACCAGUGUCGUGUCCUCUAGAUAUCAUCAACAGAAAAUACUACCUACCGACAUCUGCAUCGACGGAGAGGGUCACCCCUGGGUAGUGGGACAAAAGAAAUUUGGUUACGGCGGUCCUGUAUAUGUAGUACAGUACAGUCGGAGUGAUAUUCCGCUACCACUGACCAGCUUCGGCGUGAACGGCCAAUCAAACUCUUGGUCCAACGACGUUGCCAUGGCGUUGGACGUGCGCUAUAAGAAAAUCAUCAUCAUCAUACUUCAGGGAAUCCUGAUGUACCACACAAACGGAUCGUUCUACAGGAGUAUGGAAAGGGCGCCACGUCCAUCCACUACAUUUAACCAAUUCUUAUAUGUCACAACCGCCAUUGGAGGAAGGGUCCUUGUGACGGAUUCUACAUACAACACGGUCCAUGUGUUCGGCCACUCCGGACGCAGGCUUUUCGGAUUUGGAGGCUCUGGCGGGGAUAACCAGCUGCUGCGUCCUAUGGGCGUGUAUGCGGACAACUCCGGUCACGUUUUGGUAGCAAACUAUGAAAAGGAUCGGGUAGACAUGUUCACAAGCAGUGGGCAGUUUGUCCGCACAAUCGUUGAGAUAGAAAACCCGUGUGGUAUCGCUGUGGGCCCAAGGGGACAGUUAGUGGUGACUAAUGUGGUUAACAACACUGUAACCAUCUAUCCAGGAACAAAGUUAAAUCCGUAGCAUUUACAGCUAACGCUAGUUCGCCCUUAUCAGUGGGGUAACCUAUAUCCGUUGCUUUCAGAA
This is a messenger RNA of Branchiostoma floridae (Florida lancelet), 1660 nucleotides long. RefSeq lists its product as uncharacterized. Gene Ontology annotation, biological process: proteasome-mediated ubiquitin-dependent protein catabolic process; negative regulation of translation; protein polyubiquitination. The transcript is spliced from 4 exons. The coding region runs from base 473 to 1597 and encodes 374 amino acids. Gene Ontology annotation, molecular function: translation repressor activity; ubiquitin protein ligase activity; protein binding. The record is from RefSeq and is a predicted model, not a curated record. Lineage: Eukaryota; Metazoa; Chordata; Leptocardii; Amphioxiformes; Branchiostomatidae.